AGUAUAGACCAUAGAGCGAAGGAAAGGGCGAAGACAUAAUAGAGGGGCAAACCGGGCAAUCGAAAUCCAAAGAGCACGUCAGGAUGUCAAAGUCGAAAGAAGACCGGAGUCGUCUGAGAGAAUCCAUUCCAAUCCAUUCAUUCACAAAUUUAAAUUCAAAGAGUCAGUAGACUAUUCUCUCUCGUAGCAGUAUUUUAAUUUAGCAAAGGAAACAAACCCCCUUCAGCAGUUCACCCUAGUAGAGAUUACAGUGAUUCGAUUCGAUGGGCGGAGAGGAGGGGGCGGAUCAGUUGAUGAAUAACAGAGCCGAUUCCGAUUACAGAAAGGCGAAGACGUCGGUUUGGUGGGAUAUUGAAAAUUGUCAAGUUCCUAAAGGAUGCGAUCCACAUUCAAUUGCACAAAACAUUACUUCUGCACUUAUCAAAUUGGAUUACGGCGGUUCCGUUUCCAUUUCUGCUUACGGCGACACCAACCGUAUUCCUUCUUCCAUUCAACACGCCCUCUCCUCCACCGGCAUCUCCCUCAAUCACGUUCCUGCUGGUGUUAAAGAUGCCAGUGACAAGAAGAUUCUAGUUGAUAUGCUCUUCUGGGCUGUUGACAACCCUGCCCCUGCUAAUUACCUCUUAAUUUCUGGCGAUCGUGAUUUUGCAAAUGCCCUCCACCAGCUGCGUAUGAGAAGAUACAAUAUUCUUCUUGCCCAACCCUUUAAAGCCUCUGCCGCCCUUGUUGCUGCAGCUAAAAGUGUGUGGUUGUGGACUAGUCUGGUAGAUGGUGGCCCUCCUCGUACCGGAAAUGACUCCCCUCCACCCAACAAUGGUAAUUAUGAUUCUACUAAUAACAAUAAUUACUUCAACCCCCAAAUGCCCGAUAAUCACCUUAUUCCCGAACCUGUUCAUUUACAUGCCAAACAUCCCAUUGCUACUUCGAAAUUUGACAACUGUGGGAGAAUUGGGGCAGGAGAUACUAAAUCUAAACCUACGUAUGUCCGCAAGACCUCAAACCAGUCAAGUCUUCAAAAGGCCCCUAGCAUGCCUUCCGGGGUUCUAGAAAGUAAGAAAGUAGACUACCCUUGCCAGUUGGAGCAUACUGAGGCACCAACAGUUAGAAAAGCCCCACAUGAAUUCUUUGGUGCUAACAAGCAUUUUGCCUCUGCAGGUCAGUUUGCUUCCGGCGGCUUCCCUAGCAAUCUUGAAUCUUCUGCUAGGAGUAAGUCUGAUUUCAUCUCAAAUCAACGAGUUCAAUAUCCCUAUCCAUCUAGGCCAAGCAGUGCUCCUAUACAUUCUAAUUCCGCAGCUGGAAAUGCAUAUCCGCCGGCUGCAAGCAACUUCUAUACCCAUCCUUCAAUGUCCAGAUCUGAAGGUCCGCCUAUCUCAUCAGCUCCUUUCACUAGUGCCCCUGAUAUUGGUAAACUAAGCAUAUCUGAACACCCUAAUUAUGCUCGAAAUCCUUCUAGUUUUCCACAGCAAGCUAGGGGAGAGAUUAAGCAUAAAUCGCACAGGUAUUCGAGUUCUGUGAAUCGUAAUCCACCCAACAAAGGCCCUAAUAUGAACGCAAACCACUCCUCUCACCGAAAUGGACAAUUAUCUGUGCCUCCGUCUACUUCUUCAGCCUCGCCAACUGCCAACGUUGUUUCAGGCACAGCAUCACCUCCCUCUGAAUAUGAGCAGGGUCUUGCUGGGGUUAUCUUGCUUGCUUUAGACAGCCUUAGAAAAGAAAAUAUUGCACCCACAGAGGAAAAUAUAACUGAUUGUAUCCGUUUUGGAGAUAAUUCAAAGCACCAUAAUACUGACGUGAGGAAGGCCUUGGACUGUGCCAUUAAACAGAACAUGGUAGAUAAACUACAGCUGGGUCAAGUUCAGCUAUAUGUUAUAAAGAGUCAAGUGGUAUGGAAUUGUAUAAAUCCAAUGAGUGGCUACCUUAACGACUACUCUAAGGAAACAUGGGAUAAAGUUCGGGAGUUUCUUAUUUCUACUAAAGGACGAUCCGCUAUAAUUGCUUCUGUGUGCAGGUAUGAAGCUGCAUUAGUCUUGAAAAAUUCAUGCCUGCAAGAUUUAUCUCUGGGGAAUGUGCUCCAGAUACUGAACAUGUUAAUUACUAAAAAACAGUGGAUCAAACACUCUACACCAGGAUGGCAGCCAAUUACAAUUUCAUUAACCCAGGGUGAUGGUGUGACAACUAAUGAAGCUGGUCCUUGAUUGAAGAUCUAUUAAUAGGCGAUGGAAGGUAGUAUCCAAUUGGUAAUUUUUCUACCACCAUAUUUUCAUUUCUUUCGUUGGUGGACUAGGAAAAAGCCCACUUAGAGGUGCUUUGUAGUUUUUUUAAGGGAACUUGUGUAUGGUUUAAGUUUGCAAGGUUGGGUGGACGAUAUAAGUUUGUUUUGGUUUUAUCUGUGGAAGCUUUUAUCUUCCUGACACAAGGGGAAGAGUACUUGGCAGUUUUCUCAGAGAAUUUAAGUUUCAAAGGUGCGAGAGUGUACCAUUACAUAUAUUUUACUCCUUCAAAGUAGGAGUAUAGGUUCUGGACUUCAAUAUAAGUUAUUGAGGCAUUUAACAUUUGCGUCAGGCGCAUCAACUUAGAGUAUAUAGGAUAUGGACUAUGGAGCCAGCUCUGGAUACCAGGGGAAAGAUCAAGCAAGUAUGAUGGAGACCUGAAGUAAAAACGAAAUUGUUCUUUUAGAUUUUAUAGUAUAAAAAAGGUUUGCUGUUUUUGUUGAUUACAGUACGCUUCUUGCCUUCUUAUGACUGGUUCCCUCUGUGGACUCAUAAAGCUCUGAGGCCAUUUCUGUUGAAGCUUGGGGCAAGGCAGAAGUGUAAGUAAAUGAAGAAGAAAGCUAUAUCUCAACAAUUUUGUGGAUAACCCAAGAUGAUGGACAUGAUUAAAGCUUGGUGGCACUCAUUAAGCACGCUGUUGGUUUUUGUGCAAACUUGUUGCAUAUGCUGUAUUAAAUCUUAGGUAAGGUUAACAUAUUGGCGUUUCAGCUGAAUGUUUUUUUCGCAAGACUUUGUGAAAUCCAUUGUAUCUGUAUCAAUGCUUAAGAUUCCCUUUUUUCUCUUCCUUUUUUUAUGUCAAUGUAUUAUUAAAUGUAAUAGUAUGAUUUUAUGAACAUUGAUCUUGUUACUGGUUUGUGAGCUGAUUGUUGGAUGCUCAGUGUCAGUUCUAGAAGUGUGAUAUUGACCUUGUUUGGCUACAGACUGAUAGACUAAGACUGGUUUUUGUUGGUUGUUUUAAGUUGGCAACGGCAUUGGCUGUUUUUCCUCUUUUUAAAGUUUCUGUUGAAACUAGGCGUUGGACCUUUCAUUGAUGUUAAUGUACUUCCUCCGUUUUUUUUUUUUUUUAGUUGUAACACUUCUCUUUUCACGUUUGCCGAUGCA
Messenger RNA from Chenopodium quinoa (quinoa), 3371 nucleotides. RefSeq lists its product as uncharacterized. Bases 264 to 2195 code for a protein of 643 amino acids. Gene Ontology annotation, molecular function: RNA nuclease activity. Gene Ontology annotation, biological process: regulation of gene expression. The record is from RefSeq and is a predicted model, not a curated record. The transcript has 3 exons. Lineage: Eukaryota; Viridiplantae; Streptophyta; Magnoliopsida; Caryophyllales; Amaranthaceae. Gene Ontology annotation, cellular component: peroxisome.